Molecule: messenger RNA, 694 nt
Organism: Mercenaria mercenaria
Lineage: Eukaryota; Metazoa; Mollusca; Bivalvia; Venerida; Veneridae
Exons: 2
Coding region: 134-694 (186 amino acids)
Source: RefSeq, a predicted model, not a curated record
UUUACUGACACGCACUAGAAGGAAAUGCUGCAGGGGUGGAAUCGAAGGAUUGUCCAACGAACCUUGGAGAAAUGUUGCAAAACGUGGAAACACAUUAUUAACUUUGGCUGUUGUCGAUGGAGUACUUGAACCUAUGUCUGUUUCUGUCGCGCGAUGUCAUUUCACCGAAGAAGUUGAAAAUGACAUGCGCAUACAUGGUGAUAUUCGCGCGGCUGAUCUUUGUAGAGAUAUACGUCAGUGGUGGUAUGCCGAGGAUGAUCCUGGUAUAAACUCAAAACUCCGAAUACAGCAAAGAAUGUCAUUAAGAAAACGACUACUUAGCUACGUUAACUUCGCGCAUUUCCCGUCUCCUACGAUGUACAUAAAUGGGUGGCCUUGCCAACUAUGGGAGGCACUUAUUGCCAACAUAGAUGCAAAGACACACCUAUAUGGGUUAACACACAGUCACACGUACAACGUUAGAGCCUUUAGUUCUAUGAUGGGGGAAACCUAUUUCUCUGAGCUUACAAUGUUCGACAGACGUGGUCGUGGGACAGUAACUGCUGCAGAAUUCGGCCGAUUCAUAUGCAGCACAUGGCAAGCCCUGAACAUGCGACUUGAUCCCGAGAGAUCAUUUUACUAUCGAACAAGCCGGAAGACGGUUUACAAGCUGGUGGACAAGUCUGACAUGUUUUCACAGAACGGCGGUAGAUGA